Molecule: messenger RNA, 613 nt
Organism: Gilbertella persicaria
Lineage: Eukaryota; Fungi; Mucoromycota; Mucoromycetes; Mucorales; Choanephoraceae
Product: 40S ribosomal protein S19-A
Exons: 3
Coding region: 37-471 (144 amino acids)
Biological process (GO): ribosomal small subunit assembly; translation
Cellular component (GO): ribosome; cytosolic small ribosomal subunit
Molecular function (GO): RNA binding; structural constituent of ribosome
Source: RefSeq, a predicted model, not a curated record
GCGGAACUGAAUUGAUCUUUCUCUUUCUUUAUCAUUAUGGCUGGUAUCACUGUUAAGGACGUCAACGCCCACGAAUUCAUCAAGGCUUACGCUGCCUACCUCAAGCGUACUGGUAAGCUCGAAGUCCCCAAGUGGGUUGACCUCGUCAAGACUGGUACCUUCAAGGAAUUGGCACCCUAUGAUCCCGACUGGUACUUCAUCCGUGCUGCCUCUGUUGCUCGUCACAUCUACAUCCGUAAGUCCGUUGGUGUUGGUGCCUUGAACAAGGUUCACGGUGGUACUGUCAACCGUGGUUCUCGUCCCUCUCACCACGUUGAUGCUUCUGGUUCCGUCAACCGUAAGGUCCUUCAAUCUUUGGAAAAGAUUGGUGUCCUCGAAAAGGAUAAGAAGGGUGGUCGUAAGAUUACUCAAGAUGGUCAACGUGAUUUGGAUCGUAUUGCUAUGACCCUCGCCGAAGAAGAUGACGAGUAAACACGUCUCUUUUGUACUCUUUUUUAAUUAUCUCAUUUUUUCCUAGCUCACUAUGCAACAGAAAAAAAAACAUACAAUAAAAAUACAAAAAACAUAAAAAAAAACUUCUUUCUUUUUUGACAAGAUCGAAUUCUGACAGAUG